Diuraphis noxia (Russian wheat aphid) is the source of this 1200-nucleotide messenger RNA. RefSeq names its product putative nuclease HARBI1. The record is from RefSeq and is a predicted model, not a curated record. Lineage: Eukaryota; Metazoa; Arthropoda; Insecta; Hemiptera; Aphididae.
AUGUUGUUAAUAUGUGCGACUACCAUUCCAUCAACUAUUGUUCAAGAUGCUCUUUCGCUUACAAUAGUUGACCAAAUAAAUCAACGUACUCAAGUUCGAAGCUUAUGGAUGAAGACGAGGAGUGGAGACUUUUGGAAUCGGAUCGUAAACAAUCACUUCACGGAACAAGAUUGGUUGGAUAAUUUUCGAAUGAAAAAAUCAACAUUUGAUUACAUAUGUACUCAGCUAUUUUCAGAAUUAUCGCCCAAUCCGUUAGCAUUUAGACCAUCAUUAUCAGUUGAGAAAAAAGUUGCAAUUGUAAUUUUUAAACUGUCAAGUUGUUCAGAGUACAGAGUUGUUGGAAACCUUUUUGGUGUACAUAAAAGUACUGUCCAUACAUGCGUUUAUCAAGUUUGUAAAGCCAUAAAUGAACUUUUGAGACCUUUGCAUAUUACUAUGCCUACAAUCGAAGAAGCUAAAUUCAUUGCACAGUGUAUAAAGCUAAGAACUGGAAUGGAGCAACUUAUUGGUGCUAUUGAUGGGACUCACAUUCCAGUAUUGCCCCCUAAAAUAGGUUAUAGAGAUUUUGUCAACAGAAAAGGCUGGCCGUCCAUGGUUCUUCAGGGUUAUGUGGAUAAUAAUUACAUAUUUCGUAAUGUCACAAUCAAGCAUCCAGGAAGUGUACACGACGCUACAGUCUUAAAAGACUCAAGUUUAUAUAAAAAUAAUGUAACAUUAAUCCCAAAGCAUUACAUAAGUAUAAAUGUAAAAGAAAUACCUUUAAUGAUAGUUGGUGAUCCAGCAUAUCCACUAUUGCCAUGGUUAUUAAAAGGUUAUACUGUGAGUCUAACACCAGAGCAAGAAUCUUUUAACACUUACCAUUCUUCAGCUAGAAUAUGUGUUGAAAAUGCUUUUGGUCGAUUAAAGGGACGAUGGAGAUGUUUACUAAAGCGAUGUGAUAUAAAUUAUAAAUUUAUGCCACAAGUCAUCUCAGCAUGUUGUGUAUUACACAAUAUUGUUGAACAAUUUAAAGAUAAUUACCAUGCAUCAUGGACAAAGGAAGUAAAUGAAGGAAAUGAAGGAAAUAUAUGUUAUGCCCAACCUAUUCAACGUGAAUUAUCGCAACAAACAAUAAAUACAAAUUCAAAAGAAAUAAGAGAAAUUCUCAAAGAGCACAAGGCAAUGAAUUAUCCACUAAGAAAAUCUUCAUUUACACAUUAA